Messenger RNA from Macrosteles quadrilineatus (aster leafhopper), 804 nucleotides. RefSeq lists its product as uncharacterized. Lineage: Eukaryota; Metazoa; Arthropoda; Insecta; Hemiptera; Cicadellidae. The record is from RefSeq and is a predicted model, not a curated record. The transcript has 3 exons. The coding region runs from base 1 to 804 and encodes 267 amino acids.
AUGAGGGUGAAGAUGUCAGGAGCUGCUGUGGUGGCGGCGCUACUGGUAGUGUUACUGGGGGCGGCGCCGGCGGCGACAGAGGAGCCUGCGGUAGUUCAUGAGGACAACGGUCUGGGCACUGAUAACACCCUCCUGGAUAUGAAGAGUUUGCAAGAGCAGUGCGCGGCCAAGCAGCUGUUGUCUUGUCUGAAGCUGUCCAUGUUCCGCGGGGUGGAGCGUCUGUCUCGUCGCCCCCAGGUGGAGCUCCUCCCUGGGCUGACGGUGACCGGUGACAUGACGUCACUACAGGACCUGUCUCGUGACGUCACCAGUGGUCAGCUGGACGAGGAGGUGCUGACGAGGUCUCUCACCCGCUACCUCAGCUCGCUGAGUCUCACAGUCCGAGUGCUAGACGGCGGGGUGCUCAAGAGGAUCAGAGAGAUGUGCGAGGUCUUCACACUAGCGCCAGACAACAACUCAGUCACAGGACGAAGGAAGCGAUUUGGCUCGCACAUGAUGAUGGCUGGAUUGAUGUCCGGUGGGUCAAUGAUGGCUCUAGCGAUGUCAGCCAUAGCGAUGAUGGCCGGCAAGGCCCUGAUGAUGUCGCUGCUGUCUCUGAUGAUGACCGGUAUGAUGUCCAUGGGGAAGGGCGGUGGUGGAGGUGGUGAGAAGACCACGUAUGAGAUCAUCCAUGGAGGUCACGACAUCAAGCACCGCAGCAUGGAUCCUGCAACAGCAGGGGACUCUACUGGGAUGUACCCUUACUUUGUUCCUCAGCCUCUACGUCGCAACCUGCUUAUCCCCCUCAACAGGCGGAGGCGUUAG